ACCGAACUCAAAUAUCGACGAGGAUUUAUCAAAAUCACUAGGACUCCUGAAAGGGUAAACGGAGUACCAGGAAAAAGCCCAGGAGUAUCGGCAGAGUAUUGCAUGAGGGUUCAUUAGACCCGCCUCAUGUGUUAUUAGCGAACACACGAAGUCCUAAAAGAAGUCGCUAAUUUGGCAUGCAGGCGACUGUACCACUGACGGUAAAGUACAUGCAUGAAAAACCACCCUGUAAUAAAAUAAACCACCCCUUUACCUUAUAAAAGCAUAAUUAUUUUUAUACAGGUAUCAAAGGGACAAUCUAUGUUUCUUACUUACCCGAGAAAACAACAAUUAAUCAAGUGAACGGAAUUUAUUCGUGGUUGAAAUUUCACAGUGUUGACGUUGUUAUGGACCAAAUGUACGACCACAAACUGUACAAUUCUCUCGGUCCUAAACGUUUCGGUGAGAAAUUCCUGGCACAAGCAGACAAAGUCAUCAUGAUCGUUACUCAAGGUUACUUAAAGCUAUGCUGGUUGGACGACACCGUGGACAUUGAUUCGAUGCCUUGUUUUCACUCCUUAAACGAAGAACGCCUGUACAGCGAGGUGACCGACAUCAAGAAUGAACUAAGCACAACAAUAAAGCAUGGUCCCAUUCGUUUUAUCCCACUUCUGGUGAACGUGCCAGAUGAUUAUUUACCAAAGUGGCUUCAAAAAUUGACAUCCGUGAAGUGGCCAGAUGACGGAAAAACCAAAACGUUUUUAAAUCUCUUGAAAUGUGACGAUCUACCUGUUGGUACCAAAUAUGAGGGAUCCUCUUUUCUUUAAUUGAAAUGUAGACUGUAAUGAAGACUUAGAACAUAUAGUGGCAAUUAAAUAAACUAGGAUAAUCUUACUAUAGACCUAUUGCACUGACGUCACAUAUCCUUAGAGUGUCCUCCAGAUGCUCCCUAACAAAAUCUGUUCGGGUACAACAACCACAUACAGCGCAAAAAUUGACCAUUUUAAUACAAAAUUAUUAUAAACUUUUACAAAAUUUGCUUUGUUUACAAAAGUUAUAUUAUGCAUAUAUUGCUAAUUUGUCGCCGGCGCUGUGACGUCAUGUGCAAUUGGUCUAUAUAUAUAUAUAUAUAUAUAUAUAUAUAUAUAUAUAUAUAUAUAUAUAUAUAUAUAUAUAUAUAUAUAUAUAUAUAUAUAUAUAUAUAUAUAUAUUAUAUAUAUAAUUCUUUAAUCUUAAAAUAUAUUUGUCGCUACACUGUGUUUCACGCUUCUUUCAAAGCGAUCUUCAGGCGAAUGAAGUUGAUUCAAUGACGUGCUCUAAACUAACGGUUUGCUGAGGCAUCUCGCGUGCGUUCAAAUUUGCGCGCGCUAAAACUGUUUCUGUGACAGCAUUUCGCGAAUAUUUCUGAGCGUUUAUUCAAUAUCCUGCUUUUGUCAGCUUCCAGUAAGCAAACCUUCUCUUCAAGGCACAGAUUGCAUCUUGCUGCACCAGCUGUAUACGCACGGGCACGCUUUAGUAUGCUCCACUUGAUGUUGUAUUGCUUCCCGCUUUUCUUGAGUUUCCACGCAU
Paramuricea clavata is the source of this 1548-nucleotide messenger RNA. The record is from the annotation of a GenBank genome assembly. NCBI's taxonomy places the organism in Eukaryota, Metazoa, Cnidaria, Anthozoa, Malacalcyonacea, Plexauridae.